AUGCGCGCGUUUCAGGACACACCCGUCGACAACUCCAACCCUCGUGUUCUGUACUCUGGCGGACCUCUUCUGGAUUCAGGAACACCGGAAAUGUCACAGGCAUUUGGAGUGGUGGACCUCACUCAGGACAACCCUCUGACGGUACAAGGACGAACGGAUGGUCACGCGUCCUCGGCCAAGGCCGAGCUCAUGGGUUUAUUAGCCGCAGUCUUGUCAGCACCUCCGGAACAGGACAUUGUGGUCAAACUGGACAAUCAGUCAGUGGUGGAACAGUAUAACCGUUUGGUGAAGAAUCGUCGGUACACCUUUACCGAGGAAGCGAUUCAGGAAUACAUAUGCGAGUAUCUUGGCGGUGCUUUGGCAGGUUAUGGAAUCUCGGCCAGGCGGGGUCGAGGCGGUAAACGUGUCAAGAGGGUGAUCUCAGACAUCGACGACGUGGAAUGGACCUCGGCCUUGGCUUAUGUCCACGACAGGCACGCAGUCUUCACCUUUUACAGCACCAGUAAGAACUCCCAUCAAUGGAUACAUCACAUCAAAAAGCUGCAUGGAAUUCUGCCCACUCUGAACUCCAUGCAGGCUCGCAAGCCCAACCUGUACCCAACAUGCGUAUGCCGACGAUGCGAGCUCGAGAAGGAGGAUAACGAUCAUGUCUGGAAAUGCCCCUUGGCAGCCGAGACCACCACUGAGAUCUGGAAGGAGGCCAUGGGCAAGAUUAACGAGUGGGGUGUGCAGGCGACAAACAGCUACAAUGCAGCCAGGAAGCGGUAA
Linnemannia hyalina is the source of this 768-nucleotide messenger RNA. NCBI's taxonomy places the organism in Eukaryota, Fungi, Mortierellomycota, Mortierellomycetes, Mortierellales, Mortierellaceae. The record is from the annotation of a GenBank genome assembly.